Molecule: messenger RNA, 900 nt
Organism: Effrenium voratum
Lineage: Eukaryota; Dinophyceae; Suessiales; Symbiodiniaceae
Source: the annotation of a GenBank genome assembly
AUGGGGCUAGACGAUGAUGACAUGAACGUAACGUACGCUGCACCGCUAAUUGUGCUCGCUAUGGGGCUUUUCAUGACGAACCUGCAAGGAUACUUUCAGGAGAAGGUUGAAGAGCCGGGGCUGGCUCGAGCUGCCGUGAUGGAUCUAGACAUUCCGUUCCUACUCUGGCAACAUGGCAGGGAGAUAUGCUCAGAGAAGCCGCCCCCGGCCUGGGGCCGGCUUAAGUUGCGACAAGCCCUUGGCAGAGGAAUUCCCCUGUCCAUGGUCAGCUUCUAUUUAGCGAGCCGCCAUGUGGUGGAGGCCCCUGUAUGCCAAUUGUCAAUGUCAGUUGGCAGACCUCUCUUGGAGGACAAAGCUUUCAAAGAAACGGGGAAAACAACUGAGUUGUUGAAGCUCUUGCAAGACCAAGAGGAUGUUUGCAGCCUGGACCUGCCUUUUGGCUUGAAACUUGGCUGCGAGACCCGGAAGGCCCUGAAUCAGACUGACCUGGUGACAGUUCUUCAGAGAAGCACGGUGUGGCCCUACGACUUUUCAGAAAACAUGCACUUGGCUGAUGAGGCGCUUUGGAAAGCAGGCCGUUGCCAGUUGUCAAGGUGGCAAGCAGUGCCGGUUCCGAAUGCCCCCGAGCGUCCAGAAGACAAUAAUCUCUGCGGCUACGAAGCCUGUGUGGAUCCAACCCCCCCGGAAGGGCAAAUGCAGAUCUUUAACCAGUUCACAUACCUGGCCUUAGUGGAGAAGAUCAAGAGGAGCGAAGCGCUGGAAACAAGUGUGCGGAGCUUUGUGAGCAGGCUGGUGGGGGGUGGAGCAGUCUUGGCCCAUGUGGUUCCCUGGAAUGUAAUCGCCGACAUCAUAUCCGGGCACAUCGUAAAUUCAGACCUGGCGAUGGCGUUGGGGUGUUGA